CGCGGCGGUAACCUAGGGCAACAGUCCGGCUCUUGUGGGCCGCGACUAGCCGCUCCGGACCUUCCUUGCCUCGCGGCCCCGUAGGAGCGUCUAAGUGGCCGUGGCCACGUCCUCAUCCCAGGGAACACUCCCUAGACACUUCACGGGCGGCAGAGCCGCGGAAGGAAGCAACCUUCAGGGCGGGAAGAAGAUGUUAAAAACCAUAAACAGUCACCCCAGUAAUGGAUCUCUGUGAGGAAAGUGAGACUUUUUUAGAAAAUAAAGAAAACGAGAAAAUUGAAGAUACAGAAGAGACGGCGCCACCUUUACACUGUCCAGAUGAGAGAAGUGAGAGGAACCAUGUGUGCUGCCUUCUUGGUGUCAGCGACCUCACACUGGAAGAGGAUGGGAGGGCCAGCGAGUUUGCCAUCAGCACUGGGUGGGAGGAAGCCGUCCAUGGCUGGGGAAGGACCUCACCAACUGCCUGCAUCUGGUCAAAGAAGAAAGUGAAAAGGGGGAGGGUUGGAGAAGGCACCAAUGGCGGCGGCAACGACUGCUUGUUCUGUAUGAGUCUUUCUCAAGGGAUUCUGGAGCCCCGGUCCCUCUCGGAGGUUGGGAAACUGGAGGCAGGGGCUGUGACCGAGGUGAGCGCCCAGAAGAACUGGAGCCCUGAGAAGAACUGGAGCAGCCCCUCCCAGGGCCCCAGCACCGCUUCCAGAGAACCUAACAAACUCUGCUUUCCCACAUAUGUGCAUGGAGAAAAAAAAAGCCUGCAGAUCAAGGAAUUUAUCUGGUGCAUGGAAGAGUGGGCUCUCCCCGAGACAGUUAGCAGCAAGGCCUGCAGGAACCCCAGCGGAAGCACCGACCAAGGGCUCCCCACCUCAGACUCCCUUCCAUCCAAGGCCCUUGUGGUUCUACCUCCACUGAAAAACUCUCCCCACAACCUGGAUGUCCUGAGUAAGAAAAGCAGAAAUAUUUUCUGGCAGCCGGAAGAGAAGGUGCUGAGGGUGGAAAAGGACGAGUGCAUGACUUGUGCAGACGGGCUGAAAACAGUCGAUGGUCUGAAAACAGUCGACGGUCUGAAAACAGUCGACGGUCUGAAAACAGUUGACGGUCUGAAAACAGUCGACGGGCUGAAAACAGUCGAUGGUCUGAAAACAGUCGAUGGUCUGAAAACAGUCGAUGGGCUGAAAACAGUUGACGGGCUGAAAACAGUCGACGGUCUGAAAACAGUCGACGGGCUGAAAACAGUGGAUGGGAAAGGUGAAAAGAGACACUUUGAGCUGGCCAGCCGCCUGAAGGUCACCAACAUACUGCCUUUCCCCCCCACCGUGGCCCGGACCCACCUGCUGUCAGCCGAGUCCCAAAGGUGCUGCCUGCACUGGUCCCUCCUGCCCCAGAAAAGCUCUGUGUUCCCACCUAACCCCUCCAACAUCCACUAUCUUGCCACCCUGCAGGUUUUGGGGCAACAGGGAGGGCAGAACAGAACUAGGCUCAAAGCGAAGGAGGCCAAAGCUCCCAGGACCACAGCUAAACACAUAAUCACAGAGGCCAAGCAGGAAAACAGGCCCCACGUACUGGAGAGCAAGGUCUUCCCCAAGCCUCUCUUGCCGUCCCUUACAGUGAGCAGAGUUGUCAUCCCUGUCUCCACCCACAGAGUCCUCUGAGUUGUCACAAUAUAAUUCCCUGGGACUGAGCGCUGCCUGAAACUCAUUUCUCCCUCUUGUCCUGCCCUCUCCUUCCAUUUCCACCCCUGAGUCGAGCCUUCUUCCCUACCCCCUUCCUUUCCCUCCCCUCCCCUUCCCUCCCUCCCUCUCUUCUCUCCCUCUCCCUCUCUCUCUCCCCCUCCCUUCCCCUUCCCUCUCUUCCCUCCCUCUCCUCCCCAUCUUCUCCACGCUUCACCCCAUUCUUUUCCUUUUUUUUUUAGUGGUUUGGAUUCUUUCUCAAAAACAGCAUAUCGAGGUAGGCAGGUGUGGUGAUACACCUAUAAUUCUAGCAUUUGGGAGACUGGGGCAGGAAGAUGCCAAAUUCAAGGCCAGCCUGGACUAUACAACAAGACACUGUGUGCAUGUUACCUGCUUCUGCUGCUAAGCCAUGUAUAAAAUCUAAGUUGGGUCAGUCUGUGUCUGCCUUCUUGGGCAGUGGCUCCCAUGGUGGGGGGCAGAAAGGCACGUGCCUGCUCCCACCCCAGCCCCAGAGCCUCCCACCAGGGCUUCUGCCCACAGCCGAGCCCCAGUCUAGUGCAGGGGCAGCUUAGAGAGGCACUGGCUUGUCUUCUGAACCAGGCAGCUAUUGGUUUUUCUUUCCCUCAACAAUGAUGUAAGAUACUUGGGGGAUGGAAAAAUUCCAGCUGUGUGCAAAUGGAUAUACCAGGGUCCAAGGUGUCAUAUCUUUGUCUUACAUCCAGUCCCUCCCCUGCCUAGGGGGACACAUCCUCAGAUUGCAGCCUUAAGUAUUCGUGUGUCUAGAAGGCUUGAUCACAGAUUAGCAAAAACCUGAAGAGGAGGUUAGGAACUUGUUGGCCCUGAGAAACCCUCACUGGCUACUCUGACCUGACCUCCGUUCUCCAGCCUUCCCUUGCCUCUGGGAAGCCUCUGCCUGGAGACACAGGGGGAGUGCUGCUGUUACUGUAUCCCUGUCUUCCCUCUGCCCUUGGCUUCUUUCCACCAGUGUGUAGCGUCAUACAUUGUGUAUUAGAUAUAAAAUAUGAUAUUUUAAGCCAGUGCUCGUAACUACUAGGCCAUUUCUCUACCAGGGCUUAUGUUGCUGUGUGGACAGAUGCUCCAACCAUUUUGUGGUGAUCAGGAAUCGCUAAACUGCUUUGUAAUGGCAUAGUUUGAAUUGCUUAGAGCAGGCAGUGCUGAGCUCAGGUUUUCCCAUCUCCUCUGUGAUGACAAUAUGAGUGUAUACUCCGGCUUCACAUUUAUAUUUAGAAUUGGUCUCUGACAUCUUGUCUGUUAGCCAGAGGGCUUUUGGUUUGUUUUAUUUUCAUUGUUUCUGGUGCCUUGGUCUCAUCUAACUCCUAUUGGCCUUGAGGUAGAUUUGAACCGACCCUCCGGCCUCAGCCUCCCAAGUGCUUAGAUUAUAGUUACCGCGCCACAAUGUCUAGCCUUCUGAAAAACAAAAACCAGGAAGGGUUGUAUAAGCCUGCAGUCCCAACACAGAAAAACAAAGCAAAGACCAAGUCAGACGGUAAAGGAGUGAAAGGCCUCAGCACAGGGUCGUGAGGUAAUGCGCUGGCUGGGGGUGGCCCUCGAAGAGGUCGUCAAGAGUCCUUUUGUCCACUCUUCCUUUUCCAAAUAAACCACCUGGAUGCUAUCCCAAAGAGAAAUUGGCUAUCUCAGUGUUUCUAGAGAGCGAGGUGGACCUACACAGGCCCUGGGCCUGCCCACCUGAGCCAGGGCUAUCUCCAGUCCCCUGACUAAGCCAGAAGCAUGGAUGAGCCCUGUAUGUAAAGCAGGCAAGAAGCAUGUACUAGCAGAACACCCACAGUAACGGUGGCCAGGACUUCCCUGCUUGGCCCAGAGUCCUUUCUAUUGAGUCUUUCAGGCAGAUUGGAAAGACUAGGCUAAGUCACAAAAUUUUUGUUAGGUUUAUUUUAUGUAUAUGAAUGUUUUAUCUCCAUAUAUAUCUCUAUAUCCUGUGUGUGUGUCUGGUGCCCACACAGGUCAGAAAAGGGCCUCAGAUCCCUUGGAACCUGAGUUAGAGAUGGUUGUAAGCCAUUGUGUGGGUUCUGGAAGUCAAACCCGGUCCUUUGGAAGAGCAGACAGUGAGUGCUCUUACUGCUGGGCCGUUUCUCUAGCUCACACAAUAGAAAAUCUUAAGUGAUCAUGCAAAGGAAUAGGUUUCAUUAUGACAUUCAUACAUGGGAUAACUUCUGGAGGGAAGUCUUUGAGGACUGCUGAGAUGGCUCAGCAGGUGGCCUCUGCCACCACGCAUGAUGACCUGAGCUCAGUCCCCAGGCUCUGCAUGAAUGAUAAGUUUGAAGAGUGUUCGCAUGCACAUAUCCAGCAAUUAAAUGUUUUUCAAAAUUAGAAAAAGUGUUCUAUUCACAGUUAAGUUCUGAGGGACAAAUUAGGAUAGGUGAUGAAUAAAACACCAUUAUAAAAUCCAUUCCUGGGCCUUUGAGAUGGCUCAGCAUACAAAGGUAUGUGUACAAACCUAAUGACCUGAAUUGAGUCUCUGGAUCCUGUGGUAGGAGAGAAUAGACUUCUGGAAGUUGUCUUCUGACCUCAACAUGUGUGCCAUAGCCCCUGACAAUUAUUUUAUAUUCUAAGAAUUGUUACCUGGCUAGAGAGAUGCCUCAGUAGGUUAGAGUUUGCUGGGCAAGUGUGAGGAUCUAAGUUCAAAUCUCUAGUACCCACGUUAAAGACAGACUCACCGUGGGUGUCCAUAAUGCCCGUGCUCUUCCAGGGAGAGGGGCGCAAAGACAGGAAAGGUGCUGGAAGCUAGUGGUCCCCCAGACUGCGGACUGCAUGGAAAAGCAAUGCGGAAAACCCUGUCUACUGGUGAAGGUGUGGGUCAACAUCCACGGUGGCCCUCUGAUUGCCACAUGCAUAGACCCACACUCUCGAACAUACAUAAAACACUUUGAAAGCAUAGGGGUAUUUUAAUGCUCUUGAUUCUCUUCAUAAAGCUCCCCCUCCUUUUCCUGUAGGGUUUUUUUGUUUGUUUUGUUUUGUUUUGUUUUGUUUUGUUUUGAGACAAAGUCUUGCUGGCUGUCCUGGAACCUACUCCAUAAACUAGGCUGGCCUUGAACUCAGAGAUCCUCCUACCUCUGCCUCCCCAGUGCUGGGAUUAAAGGCCUGCAUCAUCAUGCCCUACAUACAUUUCUUUUUUUUUUUUUUCUUUAAAUUAUUUUACAUACAGGAGUAACUGUAGUCCUUCAGACACACCAGAAGAGGGCAUCAGAUUCUAUUACAGAUGGUUGUGAGCUACCAUGUGGUUUCUGGGAAUUGAACUCAGGACCUCUGAAGAACAGUCAGAGCUCUUAACAGCUGAGCCAUCUCUCCAGCCCAUAAAUUUCUUUUCAGGGCAGCUUUGUAUUUGUGUCUCGCUACACUUCAUGAAGUUGAUAUGUUGGAAAGAAAUAAUUGUUUUCAUACAGUACAUAUAAGUCACAUUUCUACCCCUCCCCCUCCUCAUACCAGAUCCCUCCACCUCCCUGCAAACCCAACUACAUGUUCUGCCACUGUUACUUUCCAAAACAAACCCCACAAAAAUGAAAAUCAAACAAGAAAAAAGGCCAAUAAGAUAUACACAAAAAAGCCAAACCAAAAGAAAAAGUCCCCAAAAAUCAACCCUGAAGUUUGUUUUGUGUAACUCCUCCUGGGCCCAGGGCCUGCUCUGGAGUGUGGUUGAUUUGCCCAGUGACACUUGGAGAGAACAGAUUUUCUUUCUGCCAGUGAGUACCAAUUGCAAAUAGCUUUUUGGUUAAGGGUCAGGUGUCCAUGUCUGCUUCCUUUUCUCGGUGCUGGGACCCUGUCUGGCUUGAACCCGUGCAGGCCCUGUGCGUGCUGCUGCAGUCUCUGUAAAUCUCUACUUGAAUUGGUCCGUCCUGUCGUGUCUAGAAGACACGGUUUCUUUGGAGUCAGCCAUCAUUACCUCUGGCUUUUACAAUCUUCCUGACUCCACUUCUGCAUAGAUCCCAGCGCCUUGAGGGGGAGGGGGAAGUACACUGAAUGAAGACAGGGUACUUGUCUAACAAGCACAAGGCCUUAGAUUCAAUCUCCAGGACUACAUAAAACUGGGCGUGGUGGUGCAUGCUUGUCAUAUGUAUUUAUCCCCCACCCUUCGAGUGGCCCCGAACCAUGUGGAAACCUCAUCGGGUUCUGCCAGAAUUUCAUGUGUCAGUUUCAACAGAAAUGUUUAUAUCAAAAGUGAAGGGAUGACCAAUGACUUGUGUCACUUUCUGUGCUUGGUUUGCAGAGCACUAGAGACUAGACCCAUGUGAGGCCAGGACCUCUGGAAGUCCGAGACACCACACCUCCACUGUAACAUGCUCCACACAAGACACAUGGCUUCCCCUUGGUGUUCGUGACUGGGAACCCAAUGGGAUCUCAAAUUCCAGUAACCUUUUGCCUUUCCCUCAGCUUAUCACGGGGCUGGUAGGUAGCCUAAAAUCUCCACAAAACUGGGACAAGGUUUGGGGUGUCUUCAUCUACAGAGAUACAAGCUAAACUAGGCUAGAGAUAGUGUUAUAUUGUUAAGUGUGGCCAAGAGCCUGAGACCAGCUAGGUCGGGCUUAGGGGAAAAUGUACUCUAUUAUUCUGCUGAGGGAACAUAGCAAGAAAAUGACUCCUGGUGACACUGUUCCAGCCUCAGACAAGUGCCACACUCAGUCCUCACCGGAGAGGCUGCUUCUUGCAGUACAUGCAGUUGUCUGUGUGUCUCAGGGUCUACAAGACACAAAAAUAAACCUUCCUAUAAAAAAGCUGCAAAUGGAUAAAAGGGAUCGAAACCAAGGUAGUUUACUAGCAGUGCCAGACUUCCAAACAGUGAGGCAAAAAUAAUUUCCAAGAACAGAAAUAAAGCAGUGUAAACAAUUCCUAAAGUAGUUUGCCGAGGUUGGCGGCAUCCAAAAUUGUCAAUUCUAGAAAGAAGUUGCUGAGAAUUAAAAUUUACUAGAUUGAUUUA
Apodemus sylvaticus (European woodmouse) is the source of this 6615-nucleotide messenger RNA. It is a transcript of the gene C21H16orf46, whose product is annotated as chromosome 21 C16orf46 homolog. The coding region runs from base 222 to 1646 and encodes 474 amino acids. The record is from RefSeq and is a predicted model, not a curated record. The transcript has 3 exons. Lineage: Eukaryota; Metazoa; Chordata; Mammalia; Rodentia; Muridae.